Molecule: messenger RNA, 1959 nt
Organism: Penicillium brevicompactum
Lineage: Eukaryota; Fungi; Ascomycota; Eurotiomycetes; Eurotiales; Aspergillaceae
Product: Zn(II)2Cys6 transcription factor
Exons: 4
Coding region: 1-1959 (652 amino acids)
Biological process (GO): regulation of DNA-templated transcription; DNA-templated transcription
Molecular function (GO): DNA binding; zinc ion binding; DNA-binding transcription factor activity, RNA polymerase II-specific
Source: RefSeq, a predicted model, not a curated record
AUGCUAUCUCCAGGCUCUCGAGUCACCCGGGGUCACUCAUGUGUCUUUUGCCAACAGCGAAAAGUGCGAUGCGAUGGCCACCGACCCUGCUCAACAUGUCUACGGAAUGGACAGGAGUGCGUCCGACGCACUGGAUCCAAAUCACAGGGGCGGAAGAACCGAGAGUUCGGAGUCUCUAGAGUCAUAGAUCCUCUGGCACGGCGACUGGAGCUCUGUGAACGAGCAGUACAGGCUCACGGAAUCUCCCUCGGUGGCCGAGCUUGGCCUGCUCCAGAAGGCCAUGUAGUGAAAGAAACAGCACAAUCUCGCUAUGUGGAAAACCCUCUCUGGCAAGGCCUGACCAAUGAACUUGAUAGCUGCAGCAGCGUAGCGGAUGAAAGCGAAAAUGAAUCUGUGCAACACGCCGACGGGGGGUCUCUCUUACUACGACCUUCCUGUCCAAAGGGCGUACGCUCGCUUCAUCCCGAAACGCCACAAGUGUUUCAACUAUGGCAAAUAUUCUUGAACAAUGUGAAUCCCAUCGUGAAGCUCCUCCACGCCCCAUCUACCCAACAACUGAUCCUCGAAGCUGCAUCUGACUUGAACCAUGUCUCUCGACCCAUGGAAGCGUUGCUAUUUAGUAUGCACCUAUGUGCGGUGGCUUCAAUGAAUGACGAGUCAAGCCGUCGAAUUCUAGGGGCAUCGCGCGCCGAUUUAAUGGCAAGAUUCUCGCGUGCCGCUGAGCAGGCAUUAAUAAAUGCCAAUUUUCUGCGAUCAACUAAUAUUCUGAUACUACAAGCAUUAACUCUCUACCUGCUAGCGACACGACAGCGAUAUGAGGUGCAGACAAGGUGGCUUCUGACCGGGACUGCAAGUCGGAUAGCUCGAGUGAUGGGCCUUCACCGUGAACGCAGCCUCGCAUUACUACCGGUCUUUGAGCGCGAAAUGCGCCGCCGACUAUGGUGGCAGAUUCUGCUCAUGGACAGUCGGGCCGCACAGCUCUGCGGCGUUGCCGUGGACGCCUACUCGUAUCAUUUUUGGGACACCGAGCGCCCAUGCAAUGUGAGCGACAGCGACCUGUCACCUUCCAUGCAGGAGCUUCCCCGUGACCGUCCCGGAACUACGGAGAUGUUGUUUUGCGAGAUUCGAUUCGAGAUCGGCGACUGUAUGCGUAAACUGACCGCCAUGGAGCACCAGUCCGUGGCUAGUACCAUGGCACAGAGAUUGAUUGCCGAAGAGCUCGCGAUCGAUACCCUUGAGAGCCGACUUGAGGACUCUUACUUGAAGGAUUGCGACCCGUCUAUCCCAUUCCACCAGUUAGCUUUGUAUCUUGCCCGAUCAUCAGUGUGUCAGAUGCGCCUGGCAACCCGACAUCCUCGCCGAUGUACCGACCUCUCACCGGACGACAGGGACCGGUUAUUUUCUCUCGGCCUUCAGGUACUCACAUACGACAACCUAACCUAUGCGAGCCGCGAUCUUGAGCCGUAUCUCUGGCAUGUCGGAAUGAGCUUCCCAUUCGAAGCAUUCAUCCUCGUAGUGACGGAACUGUCAACCCGACGUGAAGGAGAGCGAGUAGAUCAGGCAUGGGCGAAAGUUGAUCAGGCGUACCACGAUCACGCCGACCUGAUCACGGCCUCAAAGACAAACACACUCUUCUUUGCGCUGGGUACACUUACGCUGCGGGCAUGGGAUAUGCGAAUGGCGUGGGCGAGACGAGGCCCGAUUCUUUCUCAGCCCGUCGAGCCUCAAGCUGUCGUGCGGCUCCGUGCCAUCCGGGGAGACUCUCGGGCCCCGUCGCCGACGCCAGCGCCGUCAGGGGGUCCGCUUAUGCUUCUCCCGGGACCGGGGAGCUGGAAUCCCGGGGAGUCAGAUGGCGCUCUGCCGUUUUUGGAAAACUUGGAGCCGUCGGCUCUGGAUCUGUCGCAGAUUGAUUGGGAGUGCUGGCAGAAUCUGAUACACGAGCACGUGGACUUUUUCUGA